Coniophora puteana RWD-64-598 SS2 is the source of this 1722-nucleotide messenger RNA. RefSeq names its product general substrate transporter. The record is from RefSeq and is a predicted model, not a curated record. Gene Ontology annotation, molecular function: carbohydrate:proton symporter activity. The coding region runs from base 1 to 1722 and encodes 573 amino acids. Lineage: Eukaryota; Fungi; Basidiomycota; Agaricomycetes; Boletales; Coniophoraceae. The transcript is spliced from 13 exons. Gene Ontology annotation, cellular component: membrane. Gene Ontology annotation, biological process: carbohydrate transport; transmembrane transport.
AUGUCUUCGAGCCCCACUGCGCCAAGCGAAAAAGUCGAUCAGCAGCACCUCGAGAAAGCUCACGUUGAGCAGUUCGAGACGAGGAGGUACCCACCUGACUUCGAGGCCGAGGUAGCCAAGAACCACAUCCCACUACGGGGGAGACUGCUUACUGCGGGCCUUGCGUUCAUCGCAGGCACCGGCUUCACACUCUUCGGGUAUGACCAGGGCGUUAUGUCGUCACUCUUGACAGGGAACCAAUUUGAGGCACAGUUUCCGCAAGUCGUCGUCGAGUCCAGUCAUCCAAACCAUGCAACCCUUCAGAGCUUCAUCAUCGCCAUAUACGAAGUUGGGUGUCUUGCCGGAGCGCUCACAAACCUGGUGAUCGGUGAUCCUCUCGGACGUCGCCGGACUAUUGCGUUGGGUGGAGUCAUCAUGGCCAUCGGUGCUAUUCUGCAGACGACGUCUUUCAGCUUUGCCCAGCUCAUUGUCGCUCGUAUCGUGACAGGCUUCGGUAAUGGCAUGAUCACGUCAACGGUGCCAACGUAUCAUGCUGAGUGUUCACCGGCCGCUAGCCGUGGACAGCUUAUUAUGCUGGAAGGCUGUAUGAUUGUGUUCGGUGUGACGUGGAUCGACUUUGGCUGUUACUUCAUGACGAAUUCAUCUGCGCAAUGGAGACUGCCGCUCGCACUGCAGUUGGUCUUCGAGCUGAUUAUGAUUUGCUUCAUUUGGUUUUUGCCGGAAUCACCACGAUGGCUUGUCAAGCACGGGCGCGAUGCCGAAGCGAUGGCUGUCAUCUCCGCUCUGGAGGACAAGCCCUUCUCCGAUGGCGAAGUCCAGCGCACGUUCCACGCCAUCCGUGAAGCCGUGGCGAUGGAGUUCCCCGGGUUGUCUGACAAGAAACAGUCAUCAUUCGACGUACUUAAGACACAAAUGAAAGAGCUCCUCACCAACGACCGCAGCCAAAACUUCCGCCGCGCGUCGAUUGGCAUUGUCUGUCAGAUGAUGCAGCAGCUCACGGGUAUCAAUCUUGUCACAUACUAUGCUACAAUUCUCUUCCAACGCCUUGGGCUGUCUGAUAUCAACUCACGUAUUAUUGCUUCGGCAAAUGGAACGGAGUACUUCCUUGCUUCGUGGAUCGCCUACUACUUCGUUGAGAGGGUGCACCGGCGAACACUGAUGCUCGUAGGCACCAUCGGCCAAUGCAUCACCAUGGCACUGCUCGCCAUCAUGGGGGCGAUUGACAACGGUCCGGCGAACGUCUUCAGCGCUGUGCUUCUUUUCGCGUUCAACACUUUCUUCGCCAUCGGCUGGCUGGGUAUGGGCUGGCUCUAUCCCGCGGAGCUUUCUGGACUACGCACUCGUACCGCUGCCAAUGCGCUCAGCACAGCGUCGAACUGGACCUGGAACUUCGUUGUCGUCAUGGUCGUCGGGCCAUCUUUCAACAACAUCAACUGGGGAACCUAUAUCGUUUUCGCGGUGCUGAACGCACUGAUCGUUCCUGGAGUCUACUUCUUCUUCCCUGAAACUGGUGGUCGGUCACUUGAAGACAUGGACGUAGUAUUCGCGUACGCUCAUAUCCAUAACCUGGACCCGGUCAAGGUGUCACUGCGCAAGGAUAUCCCGCCGGCGGGUACACCAGAAGCAGACGAGAUCCUAGGUGUUCACCCCGGUCUGCGCCGCCGUGCAAGUCAAGGCACUUCGGAAGACACUGACUCCUCUUCAGAGCCCAAGUCUACGUGA